Messenger RNA from Acanthoscelides obtectus, 297 nucleotides. NCBI's taxonomy places the organism in Eukaryota, Metazoa, Arthropoda, Insecta, Coleoptera, Chrysomelidae. The record is from the annotation of a GenBank genome assembly.
AUGAAAAUUUUAUUGGCAAUCUCUCCACAAUCUUCAUGUGCCCAUCUACUACAAUGGCUGCAUUUGGCCCAUUUUUCGCCCUUCUUAUCUUCAGAAAAUCGACCCGUACAAAAUAAGCAUUCAGCAUCGCUUCCACCGCUUUCGUCUGAGGAUAAAUCAUCCAACUUAAGGCUUCCGCUAGAUUCUGAACUUGAACUGGAGUGGGAAGGUAUCCGAAUCCUUUUGGACCUUUUAGCACUAGAUGUAGAAGGCUGGUUCUGGUUGAUUGACCUAUUAGCUCCAGAUGUGGAGGGUUGA